GUCAAGGAAAAAUCAGCCACCGUCUCUGAAGACUGGAAGUUUGUUAUAAAUAUUGUUAAUCGAAUUCGAUUUUUACAGUUCAGUACAAACUUUCAGAGAGUAAGAUACGGUCAGAAGAUGGUCAAUAGAGUUAUUUGUUUUUGUGUGGUGGUUUUAGUGGCGAGUGUGCAAUCUGCAAAAGAUUUACCUUCAUAUUUUCCAAGAUGCUUUAGGAAUGAUCCCAAACUGAACGAAUGUUUAUUGAAAGCUACUGAAACUGUCAAACCUUUCCUAAUCAAAGGUGUACCUGAACUCAAUGUCCCCACAAUAGAACCACUAGUUAUUCCACAAAUCGAAUUGGAACAGGGAUCCCAAGCCUUAAAUUUCAAAGCAUCAUUGAGAAAUGUUACUGUCCACGGUCUUUCGAGUUAUAAAUUGGACAGAUUUGAUUUCGAUGUUCCAAACCUUCAAUUCUUCUGCGGAGGACAUGUGGAAAAACUUGAACUUGAAGGAAAGUACAAGGUUACUGGAAAAAUUUUGAUAGCUCCAAUCCAAGGCGAAGGUGUUUUCACUGCUACAGUUGGAAAAACAAGAAUGGAUGUCUACCAGAAAGUGAAAGAAGUUACCAAAAAGGGGCAAAUAUAUAUUGCUCCCGUACACACAAAUAGUUCUAUCACAGUUGGUAACCCUAAAGCUAAAUUAGAUGGUCUUUUCAACAAUAAUGAAGAACUGAAUAAAGCCACAAAUCAAGUGAUCAGUGAUAACAUUGAUGUUCUCUUCGAAGAUCUCAAGCCUGUUUUAGAGAAAGUCAUCACAGACUAUUUGGAGAACAUUUUGCUGGCUGCAUUAGAAGAUCAAGUACCAUUCGCGAAAUUGUAUCCCAUCAAAAAAGAUGGAUUCUAGCUGUUUCUGUUAUAUUUUAGUGAUAUUAUAAUUAAAUUUUUAUAUAAAUCUA
Molecule: messenger RNA, 934 nt
Organism: Harmonia axyridis
Lineage: Eukaryota; Metazoa; Arthropoda; Insecta; Coleoptera; Coccinellidae
Exons: 5
Coding region: 118-882 (254 amino acids)
Source: RefSeq, a predicted model, not a curated record